This is a messenger RNA of Soboliphyme baturini, 387 nucleotides long. The record is from the annotation of a GenBank genome assembly. Lineage: Eukaryota; Metazoa; Nematoda; Enoplea; Dioctophymatida; Soboliphymatidae.
AUGCCGAAAUUACCUCAUAAAUCAGGCGACUCACGGAGUGGAAAGCAAUCAAACGCCAGGCGAUUCGCCGGAGCGGAAUCGACGCCGCACACUGCCAAAUGCAAACAACGGUAUAAAUUAGACGAGUUCGCAGUUGGCGCGCUACGCGUCGCUGACCACCGACCACCGACCGACCUCAUGAGCUGCGGCGGCAUCAGAGAGAGGAAAGAAACGGAGACCGCCAAUGUGCUGUCCCUCAGUCGUCGAUGCUUGAAGAGGCAAGAGGAAGUACUGCGCCUCGUGUGGUCACUUCCACUUCCGUCGACUGGCAUAACGCCGGCCGAGCCAACAAACAUUGCUGAUGGAUCGGCCGGCCAGUCACUCAUUCGACCGUUCGAAACGCGGUGA